CCCAAGACGAUCCAUAUCCAUGGUGGUUUCUCUUAUGGUGGAUUCACUGUCUAUCAACAUGCAUCCGGCUGCAGCCGCCGACUUUGUCGACUUUCUUCUAAGCCGCCGCUCAACCGUCGACAUUAGCUCCCUUAGGAAACUACACAUAUGGACAACAUGGAUGAAACAUGCAGCCAUUUUCAAUCAGCUUUUGGCUGCCACAAGGAGCACUUUAGAGCAACUCGUUAUUCAUACUUCUAAUUCUUCAUUGCGACGACUGGACAUUUGCCAUGUGCCCAGCAUUCAGUGCUUUCUCACUGUGUGCUUGACGCCUGAUCCCUCUCCUUUGACCGCACUGGCGAGUCUCUUUGGAGGCCAUCCCAGUGAACCGCGCCUCAUGGAAGAGGUAGAUUUGCAUCUGCUAGUUAAACCUGGCAUACUGCUCCAGUCUCCAUCUUCUGAAGGAGCGGCAUUGGAUGAUAUCCUCGUCAGUGUUCGACGUUGUGUUAAAAUCUACCUCAUCGUUGAAUCUUCCGAGAUGAAUGAGAAGACCAAGUAUGAGCAGGCGUGUAUGAAGAAGGUCAUUGAAAGUCUUCCUGCGUUGCAUGCCAAAGGUAUUCUCACAGUCCAAACUUCUAGCACUACAGUGCAAAAUAAUGCUUUUAGACGAUAAUUAUAAUUUAUGUUCUUAACAUGUAGUUCUUAUGUUCCUAACGCGUAAUUUCUCUCGGAGAAUGUAU
Guyanagaster necrorhizus is the source of this 719-nucleotide messenger RNA. RefSeq lists its product as uncharacterized. NCBI's taxonomy places the organism in Eukaryota, Fungi, Basidiomycota, Agaricomycetes, Agaricales, Physalacriaceae. The coding region runs from base 20 to 652 and encodes 210 amino acids. The transcript has 4 exons. The record is from RefSeq and is a predicted model, not a curated record.